AUGUAUUCUGUUCAAACAAGCUUUCCCAAAGACUCCUCUAUAAGUUGUCUUCAUGAAAAUAGCAACGGCCUCACAUAUCAUUUAGAAGUAGUUCAAAAUCCCACCAGAGCUCGAGCAACAGGAUGGGGUUCGAAAGCUGAUGCAAGACGACCCGUCGAUCCACCUCCUGUCUUAAAGUUUGAAAUUAGGGAUUCAGACGGCAAGCGAAUAACACAUGAAUCUCGGAGUAUGUUUAUAGUACACACAUCUUUACUUUCAGUAGAUGGUUAUAUUCCUUCAAAUGACACAAAUGAAGGAUUCCCAACGCCUUCGCGACUCGCAGGCACAACAAUAACCUCUUUAACUCAUGUUCGUAACCCACUUCCAGGAAAGUUCCUCUUUAUAUUUAACGACUUAUCAAUUCGACAAGAGGGUCAAUAUAAACUUAAGUUUCGGAUGUACGAGGUUUUGUCGGAUCAGGGAAUAGUUAGAUUUAGAACAGAAACGAUAUCAUCUGUAAUCACCGCUUAUUCACCAAAGAACUUCCCUGGAUUAGCAACUUCUAGUGACCUUAUAAAAGAGAUUGCUCAGCAAGGUCAUAAAGUUCGUGUUAGAAAAGAAUCAACUCUUAACAGACGUCGAAAGAGAAGUGCAUUUGAGAUUCCGCAGUCGUUGCCGGUCACUGAUUCUAACUUUAAUAUCGUCAACUCAAGUAAUAAAUCAAGAGACCCGAGCUUUCCAGAAUCUAAUGUUGACAUAGGUAUACUACAUGCUGACUCUAGAAUCAAUCAUGACAAAUACUCUAAAAGCCCUUCAUCUAUCUCACCUGAGUUAGGGCAUAAAACUUUAUCGGAAUCUCCCAUUUUCAACAAGGACACUCAAAACUACCUAACCCUUGGAAACCAAACCAAUUCCCCAAUAAGUUUUCAAGAUACUGCUCAAUGUUCUUCAGGGAGUUUAAUAGGUUCUGGCUCGGAAUCACCUUUAAUUAUUUCGAAACACUUUGCUCCAGUAUCAGCUACCCAAAUUCAGAGUGAAGUAACCAUGAUGAAAUUAAUACCUAUUAGAGAUGAAUGGCAAGAAAUGACUGGAUAA
This is a messenger RNA of Magnusiomyces paraingens, 1074 nucleotides long. RefSeq lists its product as uncharacterized. The transcript is spliced from 2 exons. The record is from RefSeq and is a predicted model, not a curated record. NCBI's taxonomy places the organism in Eukaryota, Fungi, Ascomycota, Dipodascomycetes, Dipodascales, Dipodascaceae. The coding region runs from base 1 to 1074 and encodes 357 amino acids.